Exophiala aquamarina CBS 119918 is the source of this 1902-nucleotide messenger RNA. RefSeq lists its product as uncharacterized. Gene Ontology annotation, biological process: regulation of DNA-templated transcription; DNA-templated transcription. The coding region runs from base 1 to 1902 and encodes 633 amino acids. NCBI's taxonomy places the organism in Eukaryota, Fungi, Ascomycota, Eurotiomycetes, Chaetothyriales, Herpotrichiellaceae. The record is from RefSeq and is a predicted model, not a curated record. Gene Ontology annotation, molecular function: zinc ion binding; DNA-binding transcription factor activity, RNA polymerase II-specific; DNA binding. The transcript has a single exon.
AUGGAUACGCCUCCAGCGAUCAAACGGCCAUCCCCCUCCUCCGAAGACAAUGGACCUCCUUCAAAGAAAGUCAAGAAUGUUGCUGAAGAGCCUGCGCAAUACAGCGAUGCCGUACGAAAGAAAUUGGCGGCGACCUCCCGUACGGGACAAGCCUGCGAUAGAUGCAAGGAACGCAAGAUGAAAUGCGACACAGAUCCCAUAGCCUGUCAGCCCUGUCGGCAGAAAGGCCUCCGGUGCUACACAACAGAUCGCGUCACAGGUCAAGCACGAGAAAGAGGGGAGUCCAACCGGACCGAGAACGAGCUGGUUUACUUGCGAGACCAACUGGCUGCAUACCAGCACAGAUACGGGGCUUUGCAACGACUAGACACAAAUGGGGUUGUUUCUACUACACCGGCGCCCGCUUUGUCUCUUGCUCCUCCUCCUCCUCCUCCUCCUCCCCCUCCCGUGGCUCCUACCGUGCAGUCAUUCUCCUCAAUCCCCGAUUCGAUAUAUGUUGGAUGGCCCUCCCCAGAUCAUUCGGAUCCCUUGCACUCUGGGCCAGUCAAGGGAACACUAGUAGAUGUUAUGGAUGGUACAAUUGAUAUUGCAGAUUGGCCAUGUGAAAUGAUGCAGGAUGGAGAUAAGGAUGAAAUCGGGAGGUUCAACCUGUCCGGGACCUCAAUCAUCAACACGAUAGCUGGGUAUCAGAAAAUCGAGGACCCCGGUCUGCCUUCCAAGGAAGACGCACUAAAAGAUGCCAAUCACUUUCUUGUCAUCGUGUCUCAGUAUAUACCAGUCGUCCACCGAACCAGCUUCCUCGAACUUGUUACCAAGUUAUACGACCGGCCUGCGUCUAUACGGCCUGCCGAGCGCGCGCAGGUAGCCAUGGUAUUUGCCAUUAUUGCCCACCAAACCGCGGUCAGGAAUCAUCAGUACUCAGCGGAGAAAUUUGAGGAUGCUCAUCGAUACCUCCACUAUGCACUAGGGUUCUACCGCGAACUCUUCCAUGAUCGUUCAAUAGCCUCAAUGCAAGCCAUGGCCUUGAUCAUCAUUCACUUGAGGAACCUGCCGAAGCCUGGCAUCUCUUGGACCUAUAGCCAUAAGGUCCUUGUAAGGGCGAUUGAUCUAGAGUAUCAUCGUGAUCCGGACAAGAUCACAUUGCCUCCAGGGGAAGACGAUCCACUCUCAAAAGAGUUACGAAAACGAAUCUUCCAUUCCAUUCUUGGUGUCUGUGUAACUACAGGGUGUAGGGUAGGCUUACCAGCACCAUGGCAAUUCCAGCACAUCGACUUGCCACUCCCAAAAGCCAUCAAAGAUUCGGAAAUCUCUAAGAAGGGCAUUGUUUCCGAGCUAUCUGGGCUAUGUGAUUUCUGGCCGUGCCUACACCUCGCAAAACUCCUGCCUUUACUUACGGAGCUGCAUAACAACGUCCAUGCUGUGCGGAGAGCACCCUCGGAUUAUGUCAAGACUGUCGAGGUCUUGAACAGUAAAAUCGUUGCCUGGAGACAGGAUUGGGAUGAAUCCAUCAAAUCUGAGCCCAAACAUGUCAAUCUCUUGGUAGCAACGUUGUUGUUUGAAACUUGGGCCGCUGAAUACCAGCUGAACCUACACCAUCCUGCUUGCUGCACAAGUAAUGAUCCGGAAGUGCAGGACCGAAACCUCGAAAUGUGUCUGAAAUCCGCCAGACGACUCCUGCAAACAUUUCACACCCUUUCUAGCAAGUACAAAGGCGUCGAUUUCACUUGGCAUUCAACAUCGGCUUAUGCCACUGGCUUCGGGAUUACCUUGUAUUAUUACAAGCGACGACUAGGUCGUGUCAGUAGUGAGCAGUUUGAGACAAUGCGGAACGAGUUAAAGGGCUGGAUAUCGUUGAUGGCUUACGCUGACCUAGUGCUGAGUACGUUCCCACUGUGUGCUUAG